UGGCUCCUUGCACAGCUAACCGCAACCUAAAGAUGAAAAGUACGUAGCUGAUCAUGCCCAUCACAUGCAUUUUUGUAUGCAUUUGAAUGUUGGAUGCAACUUUUUUGUUACUUUUUUUUGGUUACUGAUUUAAAUCAUAUUUGACCGAAUCGUUUGAUCUACAUCUAGAUCAAACUUAUUAUACUCACUCAAUGGUCCCAAACCGUCUAAAAACCAAGUGUGAAUCAAUUAAGCUAAGCUCAUCGAGUCUGUCAUAAACUACGAAACCAAUUGCCACUGGAUUCUUCUCCACACAUGCCUGCCUCUGUCUCUGCCUCUGCCUCUGAAUUAAAAUGAAGAGAUACUCUCGCAGUUUUACCUCUCUUGGAAAUUGGAACCCACAAAACACAAACAGCCGAUGGAAUUAUUGAGCAAAAUGAUGAACGGAAUAAUUGGCUGUGGGGUUCGGUGAAAAUGCAAGGUGAGAGAGAGAGACUCUGUCAGGCUCCAGGCUUAUUCUUUUGCUUUGCUGAAGCUUUUUCCAUGCAGCGUGUCAGAGUGAAAUCUACUAUUUUUUUUUGAUCUUUCUUUUCUUUUGCUGAAAGCCAUGCAUGGAUUUAUUUGUAGAAAGGCGGGUGGAUCAGCGUGCGUCCCCACCAUUGGCAAAUGGCGAUCCAAUCAAUUUGGCAUUGCUGAAGAUUCUCAUCACUGUUCCUUCUCCAAUGACCUCCAUAUCAGAUCUUUCCGCUGCCUUCUCUUCGGGAUUCUUCCGGACGCACGCAGCUUGCUUUUGCUUUUGCUUUUGCUUCAAUCAGUCCGACGCGAUGCACGGCAGGCGUUCUCUCCAUCGACCUUUCUUCCCUCUCGCUUCCUCUUCGCCGCCCGGUGAGUCACCGCCCGGCUCGUUCGCUGCACCGGACCACCUGCCGUUCUUCUUCCCCGUCUACUCCUCCACUCCGCCGCCGCUGGCGACCGUCGCCUCGCAGCCCACCUUCCCUGCCAGUUUCUCCUCAUUCGCUGGCCCCGCGCCGACCGCCUUCCACAACUACAAGCCCGCCUUCGUCGUCUCUCUUGCUUUCCUCGCUCUGCUCGCCGCCGCCGCGGCGAUGUACUUCCUUCACCGCCGGCGGGGGCUCUGCUACUUCGACAAGGAGGGUGCUCGCUCCGACUCCCAACGGCUGUUCGAUAGCGUCGCGUCCGAUGGCGGCGCUGCACCCAAGAGUUCUCCUCGCGUCUCCUCUGUUUUUGCAUCAAAGCUGUGGUCGCCGGAGCUCCGGCCGAUGCCGUGGCUACCGCGACACGCUCGUGGGCGCGGAGAGGAGGAGAAGGUGGCGGAGGACUCGUCAGGGCGGGAAUUCUACUCGCCGAGGCCGUCCUCGGCUUGGAAGGGGAGCUCCGGAAGGUGGGAGAGCGGGCGGAUAUCGAGCUCCCGGUGGCCGUUGCCGGCAGCAGUGCCCGAAAGGUGCGAAUCCCGCAGCUCGACGCUGGACACGCUUCCCUAUCUGUCUUCGCCCCUGGUCUCGUCGGCGAGGUUCGGAUCGAGCCCCGGCCAUUCGAGCCGGAGAUCUUUAACGUCCAUAUCGGAAAGGAUCGCGCCCGGAGAUUGCCGCCUCACAGCUCCACCGCCACCACCUGAAACUCUGUCUGCAAAUACAAAGGUGGCGACUUUUGAUCUCGCAGCGCACGGACAUCAACAGAGUCACGUUCCCCGGCCGCCGCCGCCACCACCGCCGCCGGCUGGAUACUGGGAGACGCAAGUCCUAAGGCCGCCGCCGACACAACCCAACGAUCAAAUAGCCAUAUCAGACGGCACGGAGAAGAACGAGGACGCCACUCGCCCAAAGUUGAAGCCUUUACAUUGGGACAAGCUUCCCGCCAGCUCCAACCGGACGAUGGUGUGGGAUCAGCUGAAAUCAAGCUCCUUCCGGGUGAACGAAGAAGCGAUCGAGACUCUGUUCGUCUGCAACACAGCCAAGGAGAUCAACAAGGUCCUACCGGUUCUUCUUCCAUCGCCGACUCAAGCAACCACGGCGCUUGAUCCGAAGAGGUCUCAGAACAUUGCUAUUCUUCUGAGAUCAUUGAACUCCACCAAGGAGGAGGUCUGCGAAGCAUUGCUGGAAGGCAAUGCAGAGAGACUGGAAGCUGACCAGCUCGAGAUACUGCUAAAGAUGGCUCCGAACAAAGAAGAAGAACAUAAAUUGAAGGAAUGCAAGGAUGAUUCUUCCCCACCAUUCAAGCUCGGUCCAGAAGAGAAAUUUCUCAAAGCUUUGCUGGAUAUUCCAUUUCCAUUUAAAAGAGUGGAAGCCAUGCUAUUCAUGGCUAAUUUCGAUUCAGAAGUCAAAUUUCUCAACAAAUCCUUUCUAACUCUCGAGACAGCUUGCGAAGAACUACGCGGCAGCCGGCUGUUUCUCAAGCUUCUGGAGGCUGUACUAAAGACCGGGAACCGGAUGAACAUCGGGACGAAUCGCGGCGGCGCACAAGCCUUCAAGCUCGAUACAUUGCUCAAACUAGUUGAUAUAAAGAGCAACGACGGCAAGACCACACUCCUGCACUUUGUUACUGAAGAGAUCAUCAGAUCAGAAGGAGACGCAGUCGAACACCGGAAGCUCGGUCUUCAGGCCGUCGCCGGCCUGGCUCAAGAGCUCUGCAAUGUGAAGGCUGCGGCUGCAAUGGACUCCAAUGUACUCAACGGCUAUGUGUCGAAACUCGCAGGCGGGUUCGGGAAGAUCAAUGAGGUGUUGAGGAUGAAUGAAGCAUUGGGGUGUGAGGAAUACAAUGAGAGGUUUCAUGAGGCAAUGUAUGAGUCCAUGAGAAGGGCAGAGGAUGGGAUCAUUAAGGUGCAGGCUCAGGAGAGUGUGGCAAUGUCAGUGGUGAAGGAAACAACAGACUACUUCCAUGGCGACUCGGCGAAGGAAGAAGCACAUCCUCUGAGGAUCUUUGUGGUGGUCAGGGACUUCCUAGCGAUCCUGGAAAGAGUUUGCAAGGAAAUUGGAAGCAUCAAGCACCACCACCAUGUUUUUGUUAGCUCAGAAUCUCAAUUUCCUGUGCCUGUGAACCCAACUUUGUCAUCUGAGUUCACUUAGUCUCGAUCUGAUAAGGAGGAUAGCUCUCGGUCGGUCGAUCGGUCGGUCGAUCGGUCGGUCGGUCGCUGUAGAUUAUUAUCGGCACCAAGUUGUGUUUGUCUCGGCUAUUCAAGAUUGACUAAGUAGAUGUUUUGAGCAACUA
This is a messenger RNA of Zingiber officinale, 3204 nucleotides long. RefSeq names its product formin-like protein 1. NCBI's taxonomy places the organism in Eukaryota, Viridiplantae, Streptophyta, Magnoliopsida, Zingiberales, Zingiberaceae. Gene Ontology annotation, molecular function: actin filament binding. The record is from RefSeq and is a predicted model, not a curated record. The transcript is spliced from 4 exons. Gene Ontology annotation, biological process: actin cytoskeleton organization; actin nucleation. Bases 591 to 3062 code for a protein of 823 amino acids.